AUGAAUUCAGCUGCAAAACGUUCCUGUCAUGGCUGCGCACGGUGCAAGAGGCGCCGGCAAAAGUGCGACGAGCGAAAGCCGACUUGUGGUCGAUGUUCGAAAGCUGGAGCUGCCUGCGAAUACAAAGUCAUUCUAAAGUGGAACGGCCGCGUGCCCAGAGAAAGCAAAUCAUCACGCGAGAAAUACAAAGUCUCCAGUCCGACUUAUGAGAGCACGGGUCCAGAGACACCUAGCUCUAUAUCUACUGGCCCCAAGGAGUAUGAGCCCAAUGCAUCUCGUGCAGUGACCCUAUCCUGCCAACAACCACGCCCUGCGCUCUCUUCAACAGCAAGGCUUCUUCUUUACCACUUCAUCACCGAAGCGUCAAUGAUAUCCAGUCAUGCAUACAUUCGAGAUCAAAUUUGUCGCGAUAUUCUUCCUAUGGUUCACCAAUCCGACUCUUUACUUUAUGCGACAAUGGCUUUUUCCGCGCUUCACCGAUCUACCCUCACAAAUGCUCUUCCUGACCAAUAUAUCCCUGAGGAUCUCAUAUCGCACUUGAUCUCCGCCAGUAUACGUUGUCUUCGCCGUGAUCUCGAGGUCCCAAAGUAUCCGACUCAGCCGCUCCUCCACACAAUCAGGACUCUCUGCCAUUGCGAGAUCUAUUCAGGGCGAGCGAACUCGUCAUGGCGUGUUCAUGUCAACGGAGCUGGCGCUAUAUUUGCGGAAAUAGCGUCAAGGCGAGAUUUGGAUCGUUCUGAAUACAGUUUCUGGCUUUGGUCGAGAUGGUUCCUGUCCAUCCAAGCCCUGACGGCAGUUACCGAUAUAGGGGGGUUAUCAGAAUUAGCAUCAGAACAAACGGCAAAGCAAGUCAUGGAGAAUGAAUAUUUCUUCGACACUUAUACGGGAUACUCGUCGGAUCUCAAUCCUGCUCUGAUGCAAAUUGGAUUAUUGGCUCAAAACCAGGAAGCUGCGGAGUAUGCCCACCAAUCAAGCCUUGAAUAUUGCACCAGCGGGGAGAAGGGCGACAAAGCCCGUCAUCUCGAACAAGUCAUCCAAGAUAUGAUCCAUCGGGACAGGACGAUGGGAUUGAAAACUCCUGGCCAUCUCUCGCUCGACAUGGAUACCAUUCGACAAUUUGGUGCUUGCAACACGUCGUACCAGAAUGCCAGUCUGAUACAUCUCUACAGACGUGUUCAGAAUUUACCUACCUUCUCCAACGAGGUCCAGCGAUGUGUGAGGGAGAUUUUGGACACCGUGAGUGCUAUACUUCCAGUCACAAAACUCUCCCCGUGGAUCCUACUCACUACGCCGAUAUACACAGCUGGGUGA
Penicillium daleae is the source of this 1311-nucleotide messenger RNA. Its product is annotated as Zn(II)2Cys6 transcription factor. Gene Ontology annotation, cellular component: nucleus. The record is from RefSeq and is a predicted model, not a curated record. Gene Ontology annotation, molecular function: zinc ion binding; transcription cis-regulatory region binding; DNA-binding transcription factor activity, RNA polymerase II-specific. NCBI's taxonomy places the organism in Eukaryota, Fungi, Ascomycota, Eurotiomycetes, Eurotiales, Aspergillaceae. Gene Ontology annotation, biological process: positive regulation of transcription by RNA polymerase II. Bases 1 to 1311 code for a protein of 436 amino acids. The transcript has a single exon.